AUGGAGGCUCUACUCUCCCUCGCAUUCGACAACAUAGCGUCCAAGGAUACGCAGAAGAUUCGCAAAGGGUUGCGCCAGAUCGAGGGCAUGUUGGCGCAAAUAUGUCUUUCAAGCGGCAAGCCACGAAACUCACCACCGGGCCACCGACGGAACGCCUCUGCGCUCAAUUUGGGAGAUCAGCAACAACCAACGCCGAAGAAGCUGGGGCAGUUAUCAGACGAUCUUGCCUUUCGCGAGUUCUUUCGGUUGCAAGAGGGAUUCGAGUGGAAUGUUGUAACACGAGUAGCCGACUGUCUGGAUCGACUGCUGGGCAUGGGAAGCAGUAAGGAUGGCCAAAACGACAUCCUCAUCCUCUCCUCGUUAUCGAAUAUCCAGGGUCUUCUCCUGCUGCACCCGCCAUCGCGCAUCAUCUUCGGUCGCGAAGUUUACAUGAACGUCCUCCUCGACCUGCUCGACCCCUACAACUGCCCCGCCAUCCAAUCCCAAGCCCUCCUCGUCCUGGUCACCGCGCUUCUUGCGACACCACAAAACACGCGAGUGUUUGAGCAUAUGGACGGCCUGCUCACCGUGACCAGCCUGUUCAAGGACGAAGAGACUACACAAAACGUCAAAGUCAAGCUGCUGGAAUUCCUAUACUUCUACCUCAUGCCCGAGAUCCCAGGUUCUGGCCCGCAUCGGAGUCCUAGCAAGCUGACCAAUGCUUUCGAGCGGCGGGGAAGCACUGCGACUGGCGACGAUGGCGGAGGUGCGACCAGAAAGCACAUUCGGUCGCAAGAGGAGAAGCAGAACAUGCUGGGACGGUACCUCCCCAACGUGGAUGACCUUGUCGAGGACCUCCAAGAGACCGCACCGUUCAACAGCGUCGCGUGCUGA
Alternaria conjuncta is the source of this 873-nucleotide messenger RNA. RefSeq lists its product as uncharacterized. The record is from RefSeq and is a predicted model, not a curated record. The transcript is spliced from 3 exons. Lineage: Eukaryota; Fungi; Ascomycota; Dothideomycetes; Pleosporales; Pleosporaceae. Bases 1 to 873 code for a protein of 290 amino acids.